Geodia barretti is the source of this 559-nucleotide messenger RNA. The record is from the annotation of a GenBank genome assembly. Lineage: Eukaryota; Metazoa; Porifera; Demospongiae; Tetractinellida; Geodiidae.
CCGGUAUAUACUAGAGAAACAAAAUGGAGGAUGGGAAACCUAGUCCUGCACUGCAUGGAGACUGACCUUCUACGACUUGUCCAGGAAGGAGUGGGGAUACACAGGAUGCGGCCUGGCCUAUGAUCUCUUACAAGGCACUGUCAGAAGUCUAAUGCUGUGUCACCACCCACCCCAACAUGUGUAUCAACUCGGAAUACCUGCCUAUUGCUGGCCCAUGCAGUAUUUAUGCACUAUUGACUGUAUUAUGUCUCUCUAGCUGCUAUUAGGUGUCUUUGCUUUUUUCUUUCUGUGACAGGCCACAAUCGUGCACGACAAGCUGCUUUUUCCAAUGCUAAGUCGGUGUGUGUCUCCUUUUCAACGGACGCCACUGGCUCCUCUGCUGAUUCAUCAGAGGCGAUACGGAAGGGAAGCGAGCGGAAGCUUCCGGAAGAAUCUUCUCGCUCAAAGGCUAAGUCGGUGUGUGUCUCCUUUUCAACGGACGCCACUGGCUCCUCUGCUGAUUCAUCAGAGGCGAUACGGAAGGGAAGCGAGCGGAAGCUUCCGGAAGAAUCUUCUCGCU